Papaver somniferum (opium poppy) is the source of this 2539-nucleotide messenger RNA. Its product is annotated as low affinity sulfate transporter 3-like. Gene Ontology annotation, cellular component: membrane. The coding region runs from base 315 to 2300 and encodes 661 amino acids. NCBI's taxonomy places the organism in Eukaryota, Viridiplantae, Streptophyta, Magnoliopsida, Ranunculales, Papaveraceae. The transcript has 12 exons. Gene Ontology annotation, biological process: transmembrane transport. The record is from RefSeq and is a predicted model, not a curated record.
AUUCUAUCGAAUCCGGGUACUAUUUUUGGUCCAUUUCUGGAAUCUAUCACCUUUUCUUUUUUUUUCAAUAUACCAAAAUUCCACUACAUGUCUGAAAUUUUACCUCUUUAUUUUUGAACCAAUACACUUCAUAAAGCUUCUGGCAGUGGCAGAUAUAUUUUGCUUUCAACCCCAAUCAAUCUUUACUUCUCAGCCAAUAGUUCCGAAAUAAAGUCUUUUCAAUAACAUGUCUACUACUGAUAAAUUCAGAAUUCAAUGAUAGAAAGAAGAAAAAAACUAGUAGAAUACUAUCUAGAGAGGAUCUUUUUUUUUUUAUGGGGUCAUCUUCAGUUAAUGAUCCUUACAUUAUGGAAGAAGGAGGACAACAGCUUGAUCAUGUUAUCGGUGAACGAUCAAGAAUGUUGCUUAAUGCUCCUGACCCGCCGGGUUUGUGUUCAGAGUUUGGUAGUUCGAUAAAAGAGAUUGUUAACUUGCCUAAUGGUAACAAGUCUUAUAGUGGUAAGAAGAAACCAGAAGUUAAACAGCACGUUGGUUCGCUUUUACGUGGGCUGUUUCCGAUACUUAGUUGGGGAAGGAUUUAUACGUUAUCGAAGUUUAAAAGCGAUUUGAUGUCGGGUUUAACUCUAGCAAGUUUAAGUAUUCCACAGAGUAUUGGUUAUGCAAAUUUGGCGAAGCUCGAUCCUCAAUAUGGUCUAUAUACAAAUGUUGUUCCACCGUUGAUUUACGCACUAAUGGGGAGUUCGAGAGAGAUAGCGAUCGGACCGGUUGCGGUCGUUUCGCUCUUAUUGUCAUCCAUGGUACAGAAAAUAAUUGAUCCAGUAGAGGAUCCAGCUGGUUACAAAAGAUUUGUUUUCACUGUAACUCUUUUUGCUGGUACAUUUCAAGCUGCUUUCGGAUUGUUAAGGUUGGGUUUUUUGAUAGAUUUUCUUUCACAUUCUGCUAUUGUUGGGUUCAUGGGAGGUGCAGCUAUAGUUAUCGGCUUGCAGCAACUGAAAGGACUGCUUGGAUUCACUCACUUCACCAAUAAUACUGAUGUUAUCUCUGUCGUUCGUGCAGUUUGGCGAUCAUUUCAUGAUCCGUGGAGUCCUCUUAACUUUAUCCUGGGUUGCUCAUUUCUGAUUUUCAUCUUAUUUGCAAGAUUUUUGGGUAGGAGGAACAAAAAACUAUUCUGGUUACCAGCCAUUGCGCCACUCGUAUCUGUAAUUUUAUCAACUCUCAUAGUUUAUCUAACGAGAGCUGAUAAACAUGGAGUUCGCAUAGUAAAACAUAUCAAUAAAGGGUUGAAUCCAAGUUCAGCAAAAGAAUUACAGUUCACUGGCCCUCAUGUUGGAGAGGCGGCAAAAACCGGGUUAAUAUGCGCUAUCAUCGCUCUCACCGAAGCAAUUGCUGUUGGCCGAUCUUUCGCGGCCAUUAAAGGCUACCAUAUUGAUGGGAACAAAGAAAUGGUUGCAAUAGGCUUCACAAACAUUUUAGGAUCCUUAACUUCUUGCUAUGUUGCAACAGGUUCAUUCUCAAGAACGGCCGUAAAUUUUAGCGCUGGCUGCGAAACAGCUAUAUCCAAUGUUGUUAUGGCGCUUACAGUGAUCUUAGCACUGGAGUUUCUUACGAGGCUUUUAUAUUACACUCCUACUGCCAUUCUUGCUUCAAUCAUUCUAUCUGCUUUACCCGGACUGAUCGAUAUUAACGGAGCUCGUAAUAUCUAUAAAAUUGAUAAAUAUGACUUUCUUGCUUGCUUUGGAACAUUCCUUGGAGUCUUAUUUGCAUCGGUGGAAAUUGGUCUUCUCAUUGCGGUAACUAUAUCAUUUUCGAGGAUCAUACUGAACUCCAUUCGCCCCGGAAUCAACAAUCUAGGACAACUCCCCGGAACCAAUAAUUUCUGCAGCACAAGUCAGUUUCCAAUGGCCAUUAAAAUCCCUGGUGUCUUGAUACUCCGAGUUGAAUCCUCGUAUCUUGGUUUCGCCAAUGCAAAUUAUAUCAGAGAAAGGAUUCUAAGAUGGGUAACAGAAGAACAAGAAAAUGAAGGUUCAAAGGAAAAUGCAAGGACUCUGCAAGUACUAGUACUAGACAUGUCCAAUGUGCUGAACAUAGACACCUCCGGGCUCCAUGCAUUAGAAGAAUUACACAAGGAGCUAGUUUCAUUUGAUUUGCAGUUGGUAAUAGCAAGCCCUACAUGGAAAGUAAUGCACAAGAUGAAGAUAUCAAAGGUUGUGGACAUAAUUGGAAGUGGAUGGACUUUUCUUACAGUUAGUGAAGCUGUGGAUGCAUGUAUUGGCUCUAAGAUGGUUAAUAGUCUUCCUUAAUAAGUUAGACAGGAUAAACAGGCCUUACGAUGAUGAUUAAACUCGAAUUACCGCUGUUUUAUUGUACGUAAUUUCAAGUUAGCAUAGCAGUACAUACAAUCAUUCAGAAACAGUAGUAAUAUCUAUGGCCUCUAAUUUUGUUCAACAGGCCGCUGCACCUAAGAAAAUUGAGUAAACUAAUUUGUAUUAUAGUUGCUUAAUAGUAAUUACCAUAACAAAGAAAAUCCUGCAAUGAAAUU